GAUUUACAGAUCAGGAUGCAGCUGAUAAACCCUCACAUUGUGUGUUCUAUGUGUGCAGGGUACUACAUUGAUGCCACAACAAUCACGGAAUGCCUGCACACCUCUUGUAUGCCCGACAGGGCCCAGAAUUGGAUUUGUAAAAAUGAAUAUACAUGGCAGGACACAGAUUGAUUAAAUUUACAUGAUAAGAGUUUGCAAAAGUUGUAUUGUGAAGCAUCUCCAGAGUAGCAAAAAUUGUCCACAAUGUGGGGUCAAAGUUCAUGAGACUCAACCUCUUCUUCAUCUUCGACCAGAUCGUACAAUGCAAGAUAUUGUAUACAAGCUUGUACCUCACCUCUUUGAAAGUGAAGAAAAAAGAAAGGAAGAGUUUUACAACUCAAGGGGCUUCAAAACACAAAAGAAAGGUCAAGUUUUGGCUGGAGUUGUAGAAAAGACAUCAGAACCCAAAUUAUCUUGUGUCCUCAGUAGCCCUAAUGCUCACCAGUUCCAAUAUGAUGAAAAGAUCUGCCUCUGUUUGGAAAGAUACAGCUUACAUCCUCAGCAUUUUGUCAACCAUUCCUUCACACUGCCAUCCCUAGAGAAGAAAUUCCUCAGGUGUUCCGCGAGAGUAUGUGUAUCAGAUCUAAAACAGCAUCUAAAUGAGCGCCUGGACUUUCCCUCUCAGUUACAUUUAUUACUCAUUUGUGGAGCAGAGGAACUGACAGACGAAAUGUCUCUAAAACAAGUCUAUCUCAUGAACUGGAGUCCACGGGGAACCCCAAUGUUCAUUUUCUACAAAGUCAGUGGUGAAGUUGGUUAAUCAACAGUUAUUCUACAGUCAGCGUGCAGUCGAUUAAUCUACAGUUAUUCUACACAGUCAGCGUGCAGUUGAUUAAUCAGCAGUUAUUCUACAGUCAGCGUGCAGUCGAUUAAUCAGCAGUUAUUCUACACAGUCAGCGUGCAGUUGAUUAAUCUACAGUUUUUCUACACAGUCAGCGUGCAGUUGAUUAAUCUACAGUUAUUCUACACAGUCAAGCAUGCAAUCGAUUAAUCAGCAGUUAUUCUACAGUCAGCGUGCAGUCGAUUAAUCAGCAGUUAUUCUACACAGUCAGUGUGCAGUCGAUUAAUCAACAGUUAUUUUACACAGUCAGCGUGCAGUCGAUUAAUCAACAGUUAUUUUACACAGUCAGCGUGCAGUCGAUUAAUCAACAGUUAUUCUACACAGUCAGUGUGCAGUCGAUUAAUCAGCAUUUAUUCUACACAGUCAGCGUGCAGUCGAUUAAUCAACAGUUAUUCUACACAGUCAGCAUGCAGUCGAUUAAUCAACAGUUAUUCUACACAGUCAGCGUGCAGUCGAUUAAUCAACAGUUAUUCUACACAGUCAGCGUGCAGUCGAUUAAUCAACAGUUAUUCUACACAGUCAGCGUGCAGUCGAUUAAUCAACAGUUAUUCUACAGUCAGUGUGCAGUCGAUCAAUCGAACAGUUAUUCUACAGUCAGUGUGCAGUCGAUUAAUCAGCAGUUAUUCAACAAUGGUGCUAGAUUUUAUAUAAACUUGUUCAUUCAUCGAGUGUGUGUCUGUGAUCAUGAAUGGUUCAGUUAACUGGUAUAAAGUAAAACAUGUCAGUUUUAUUGUUGUUCAAACUGAACGUACAUUCCCAGUCUCCUGGACUUUGUUAUCUUGUACUUUUAAGUUUAUAAAUUUAAUCAUGUGGGGGUAAACAGGGUAAAAGGAAGGAGGGAGAAGAGGAAUGGAUGGUUGAUAGAAGGAGGAGGGAGAAGAGGAAUGGUUGGAUAGAAAUGGGAGAAAGGAAGAAGAGGGAUGGAUGGUUGGAGAGAAGGGAAAGGGAUAAGAGUGGGUGGAUGUUUUGAUAGACAGGGACGGGAGAAGAGGAGAUGGAUGAUUGUGAGGAGAGGGAGGAGGAGACAAGGGGAUGGAUGGAGAGAAGGUGUUGGAUGAAGAAAGAGAGGGUGAGAAGGAUGGGAGGGAGAGGUUGACCCCACCACCACCAUUUUCCGAAUUCUAUGAACAUUGUAUUUAUGUUUUGUAUGUCAUCUACACUAAUUAAAUUUUUCUCAAAAAUCUUGGAA
Messenger RNA from Ostrea edulis (European flat oyster), 2069 nucleotides. RefSeq names its product polycomb group RING finger protein 1-like. Lineage: Eukaryota; Metazoa; Mollusca; Bivalvia; Ostreida; Ostreidae. The transcript has 8 exons. Bases 182 to 799 code for a protein of 205 amino acids. Gene Ontology annotation, cellular component: PRC1 complex. Gene Ontology annotation, molecular function: promoter-specific chromatin binding. The record is from RefSeq and is a predicted model, not a curated record. Gene Ontology annotation, biological process: negative regulation of transcription by RNA polymerase II.